AUGUCCGACGGCCCGCCCGCCGAGGUCGCGCGUCCGGUCGAUGUCACGCAUCCCAACGACGCGAGCGCGGACGACGUCGGAGCCCCUGGCGACUGGCUCUUCGGACCCGACGCACCGCCGGCCAAGAAGAAGCGCAAAACGCUCGCCCACGAAGCCGUCUACCUGGACGCCCUCCCAUCGGCGUCGAUGUACGAGCGAUCGUUCAUGCACCGAGACGUGGUGACGCACGCCGUGUUCGCGCCCUCGCACGAUUUCUUCGUCACGGCGUCGAGAGAUGGACACAUCAAGUUCUGGAAGAAGCGAAACCAGGGCGUCGAGUUCGUCAAACACUUCCGAGCGCACUCGAGCGAGAUCGUGGGGUUGUGCGUGAGCGCGGACGGAAGCGCGUGCGCAACGAUCGGGGAGGAUAAGACGUGUAAGGUUUUUGACGUUGUGAACUUUGACAUGGUGAUGAUGUUAAAGUUGAAGUUCAAGCCGAGCGCUUGCGAGUUCGUGUACAAACGCGGCGACGCAGUGCAGGCGAUCGCGAUCGGGGACGAUAAGGGGGUAAUUCGAGUGUACGACGCGUUAUCGUCGAGUGUGGAGCCGGUGAAGACGCUGGAAAAUUUGCACCGGUCGGCGAUAACGGCGUUGCGUUACAACGCGGCAAAGCAAUGCGUGAUUUCAGCGGAGGAGAAGGGCAUGUUGGAGUACUGGUCUUCCAGGCCCGAGGAUGAGUUCGCCGCGCUCACGAGCUCGAAUAACACCGGAGUGGAUUUCAAGUAUAAACUGGACACCGAUCUCUUCGCGUUGGCGAAGGGGAAGACAACCGCAUACACCAUUGAGGUGAGUGCGGACGGCGAAAAGUUUAGCACGACAGGUGAGGACAGACAUGUGCGCAUUUUUCGUUGGAAGAACGGCAAGUUGAUUAAGGACAUAGAUGAGACGCUGGCUUACGCGGAGGACAUUCAGCGCAGCGGCAAUGAAAAGUAUGCACUAGAGGAUAUCGAUUUCGGGCGCAGGCUCGCGGUCGAGCGAGAGAUGUCCACGUCUCUCGAAAAGUGGGCUUGGCCCAACGCCCUUUUUGACGAGAGCGGGAACUUCUUGAUCUACGCCACGCACUUAGGGAUCAAGGUGGUGAACUUAGUAACGAACAGGUGUCCUCGAAUCAUCGGCAAAGUCGAGAACACUGAGCGAUUUACUCGUCUGGCACUGUUUCAAGGAGUGCCGCAAAAAGACAAGCGCGCAAGAGGUUCUGGCAAGGAUGUCAAAGUUGCAGAAAAGGAUCCGACGAUCGUCGCGUGCGCGUUCAACAAAGUACGCAUGUACAUUUUCUCUAGCCGUGAGCCGGAAGAAGGAGAUGACGUCGCAACGGGUCGAGACGUCUUCAACGAAAAGCCGCGCGCGGAGGAAAUGCUCGCUUCUUCAUCUCUGCCGUCGGCGAGAUCGGGUUUAGCGACGAGUGCCGUGAUUCACACGACGCUUGGUGACAUUCAUGUUGACUUUUUCACUAACGAGUGCCCCAAGACCUGCGAAAACUUCAGUACGCAUGCUAGAAACGGUUACUAUGAUGGCAUCGUCUUCCAUCGCGUUAUCAAGAACUUCAUGAUUCAGACUGGUGAUCCUCUUGGAGACGGCACCGGUGGGCAUUCGAUUUGGGGUGGGGAAUUUGAGGAUGAGAUCGUGCGCGACCUGAAACACGAUCGGCCUUUCACGGUGUCGAUGGCGAACGCUGGACCGAACACGAAUGGCUCACAAUUUUUCAUCACCACGGUGGCAACACCGUGGCUCGAUGGAAAGCACACCGUUUUCGGUCGCGUGACGAGAGGUUCGGACGUCGUCAAAGCCAUUGAAUGUGCCAAGUGCGACAAGGGUGAUAGACCGUUGGAGACAAUUUCCAUGCUGAGCAUUACGUUGAAAUACAACUAG
Ostreococcus tauri is the source of this 1908-nucleotide messenger RNA. RefSeq names its product WD40 repeat. Gene Ontology annotation, biological process: protein peptidyl-prolyl isomerization. Gene Ontology annotation, molecular function: peptidyl-prolyl cis-trans isomerase activity; protein binding. The record is from RefSeq and is a predicted model, not a curated record. Bases 1 to 1908 code for a protein of 635 amino acids. Lineage: Eukaryota; Viridiplantae; Chlorophyta; Mamiellophyceae; Mamiellales; Bathycoccaceae. The transcript has a single exon.